CUCUUCACCAAGGAGAAUUUGACAGCUUGAUGACAACAUGUUAACACUGAUUUACUGGUAUUUCUUUCACCAUGGAUGAGAUAGAAACAACUUCACUGCACUCCAGGCAUUCCCGCCGGGUGGCACCAUCCAAUGAAUCUUUGAAAAGUGUCAUUGAGAUCCGAAACCAAAGAAAGCUGCAUAUUCGCCAUGUGAACCCAAGAGAACGUGAUGAAAAAUUUAAAAACGAAAUGCAGGCAUAUAUGCAGUACAGAGAAAAUGCCUUGUUAAAUAUUCCAGGUCCAUCAGUGCAUGAAAGGAAUACUAAGCCAAUUGAUACCUCAACUCAAGAUGCAAAAAAACGAUCAACCACAAAUGAAAACAUUGAAAUCAGUGCUCCCAAUCAGAUUAGAACCCCUGACCCUAAAUUAAGCAGAAGCUAUUCGGACACCCUACAAAUAGCAAGACCAAAGUCUGAGACGGAACCAUACGGUAGGCUGCAGGUCCAGUCACCAUCGCAUUCUAACCACUCUACGAGUGCGGAGUCAGUUUCAAAUGUUCAUUUAGAUGUCAGACCCAACUCAUUUAACGUCCAUCUUGAUGGUAUUGUCGAGAAAUCAGAGGAGGAGCUAAGUGAUUCAAUUCCUGCACCCAAAAGUGCUCGAUCUCCAAGAAGAACUAAAGGACAUAGACCUGUUAGUGCUAAAAAUUUAAAUGUGCGGUCAUUUGCCACAAGUGUUUCAAGCGCACUCUCUGAUUGUUUUCCAGAUCUUGAAGAAUGUAGAUCCUCUCACAAAGAUUCUCCAUUCAAAGAUGUAACUCUGUUUUUCAUACAUGGGGUCGGUGGAUCGGCUGACAUCUGGAAUUCUCAGAUUGAGUUUUUCGGAAGUCUGGGUUUGGAAAUAGUUGCCCCAGACCUGAUUGGCCAUGGUUUGAGCCCAGCGUCUUCCAAUGCGGCUGCAUACCAUUUUAAAGAAAUCCUGUCUGAUAUGGAAGCAAUGUUCGAUAAAUAUUGUAAAAGAGAGAAUAUCAUAAUUGGCCAUUCUUAUGGGUGUGCAUUUGCAGCUGCACUGGGUCGGCGUCGUGUGCGGCGGGUCACCAAGCUGGUUCUGGCGAGUGGGGGGGCCCCUGUACCGCUGGCCCCUCAAACGGGCCUUUUCUCACUACCUGUGUGCUUCCUGUCCUGUCUCAAACCUUGCAUCUUUAACAGGUUUGAAAGGAAUGCAUUCCACAACACAGCGCAGACAGGUGAAUCUCGUCAGCAUGCGUUUGACGUGCCUGUUCACGUGUUACGAAGCAUGAUGCAGGGACAGGAUUGGCUAGACGGCGACGCCCUCUUUCAUGAGUGGCUCACCAUGCCAAUACUGCUGCUACACGGCAAGUAUGACAGCUUUGUUACCCUGGAGGAGGAACAGGAAAUGCAUGAGGUCCUGCAUAAGUCUGAGCUUGUCAUCAUUGACAAUGCCAGUCACAUGGUGAUGAUGGAGUCCCCGCAGGAAGUGAACAAGGCCAUCUAUGAGUUCGUGUUCCAAGCCACACACGAGGCUCACGAACCCAACACGUCAAGAACUCGACCAAACAGCAGCAAAUCUACCAAGUCUGGAAGGAUGAAACACCCAUCAAAACAGCUGGCGUGAUUAGUGGUGAUAAUCAAAGAACAUGUUUUUAUGCCCCCAGCAUCUACAAAUGCAGUGAAACAAACAGUCUGUUUGUUUGUUCACUAGAUCUUCCCUUCAUGCGAGAUUAACAAAAUUUUUUCGUCUCACAUCAAUAGUGCUUUCACACAGCUUUGAUAAUGGCAUGGAUGUGAUCUAUGAACACUUUCAACACACUCACAUCACCUGCCAUUAUUUUGACCUUGGCAAUGACCUACUUUCUGAAUUAGUCCAAUUCAAAAGGUACACAUUUCCUGGAUGAACCAAAAUGAAACCAAAUGAACCAAACCCCUGACACUAGUUUUCUGUUGUUUUUUGUGUUUACAUUUUUUCCCUUUCAGAUUUUUCAUUAACUUAUUUAAUACAAGUUUCAUUGUGAUUAACUUCAAAUCAAUGGUAAAAAAAAACUGGUCAAUAUGGUUUGAAUAUUUUGUUCAGUUUUAGAAUCAUAAUAUAAGUGUACCUUUUCCUAAAUAAAAUAAAUAAUGAAAUAAUUUUGUCCUACCCUAUUUUUAUGCCCCGGAAGGAGGGCAUAUAGUGAUCGGACUGUUCAUCCGUCUGUCCAUCCGUCUUCCGUCACACUUUGCGUUUAGGUUUCGAAUAAUGCUCAUAACUUCUAUUUCCCUUGAGAUAUAACCUUCAUAUUUGGUAUGCAUGUGUAUAUGGACAAGGCCUUUCCAUACGCACACAAAUUUUGACCCCUGUGACCUUGACCUUGAACUUAGGGUCUGUGUUUAGGUUUUGAAAACUGUGUUUAGGUUCCAAAAAAUGCUCAUAACUUCUAUGUCCCUUGAGAUAUAACCUUUAUAUUUGGUAUGCAUGUGCAUAUGGACAAGGCCUUUCCAUACGCACACAAAUUUUGACCCCUGUGACCUUGACCUUGAACUUAGGGUCCGCGUUUCGGUUUCGAAAUCUGCGUUUAGGUUUUGAAAAAUGCUCAUAACUUCUAUGUCCAUUGAGAUAUAACCUUCAUAUUUGGUAUGCAUGUGUAUAUGGACAAGGCCUUUCCAUACGCACAAAAAUUGUGACCCCAGUGACAUUGACCUUGAACUUAGAGUCCAUGUUUAGGUUUUAAUAUCUGCAAUUUAGGUUCCGAAAAAUGCUCAAAACUUCUAUGUUCCUUGAGAUAGAACCUUCAUAUUUGGUAUGCAUGUUUAUAUAGACAAGGCCUUUCCAUACACACACAAAUUUUGACCCCUGUGACAUUGACCUUUAACCUGGGGUACGCGUAUAGGUUUCAAAAUUGUGUUUAGGUUUUGAAAAAUGCUAAUAACUUCUAUAUCCCUUGGAAAUAACCUUUAUAUUCCGUAUGCAUGUGUAUAUGGACAAGGCCUUUCCAUACGCACAAUUUUUUUUACCCCUGUGACCUUGACCUGGUACUUGGGGCCCGCGUUAACGUUUCAAAAUCUGCUUUUAGGUUUCGAAAAAUGCUCAACUUCUAUCAAAGGGUUUAUAGGGGGCAUAUGUCAUCCUAUGGUGACAGCUCUUGUUUAAUAGUAUGUAUUUUUAAAAUACAUAUUUCAAUAUUUUAUAUGCCAUAUUAUGCCACAAAAUCACAAGAAUAUGAGUGGUACAGCAUUAUAAGUGCUAUGAAAUUACUAUGCAUAUGCAAGCUGCAGUAUAGUUAGUAUAUUAUAUUGUUGUUUACAGUAUGUAAAUACAAAAUCAUUCAGUUGAGAUUUGUAUCUAUAUAUAAACAGACGCUCAAAUGUGUUUUACAAUUGGUGUUGAAUUUUUUUAUCACAUGUUUUUGUUAAGGAGUCAGAGGAGUAGCAUUAAAUAACUUGCUUAUCUAUUUUUGUUUUAUUUCACAAUCUGGAUAAUCAAUAGCUAUAACUAUUAGUUUUAUUGCACAUUCUUUCUCUUACCCAUAUAUUGUCUGAUGUUUAUAUUGUUUAUGUGUCAUAUUUAAGUCCGGCAGUAUUUAAAAAAAAGUUUUUAAUAAACAAUUAAUAACAAUCAUUGCAAAUUUAGUGAAAACCCACAAUCUUUAAAAAAAUUAAGUGAUGUAUAAAUAUUGUUUAUUUUAUUGUUAGUUUUAAAAAAUUGUCCUUCUUAUGUUGUUUUUGUAUUGGUCUAAAUAAGAAAUUGUUGGGACCAAAGAGUUUCAAGUUUAAGUUUAUUUUUUUUAUAAUCACAAACAGUAUCACAGCAAAUAAUGACUCAUUGUGAGUUGCCUGUCCAUAGAACAAGGUUUAAAUAACUUAAAUCCGCCAGAACCCAAGUUCUUUCAAUCCCAAACCCUGUCGAAGGCUUUGCUUAUGUCGCAAUUUACGAUACAGGUAGAUUGUUUUUUUUAUCAAAUGAUUUACAUAUUUGGUUAUACAUGUCAAUAAGUUGGUAAACAGUAGAAUUGCCUGGUAAAAAACCUGACUUAUUCUUGUAUAUAAGUUCAUUUGUGUGUAGGUAGUUGUAGAGGUAUCAAAACUACCGGUACCCUGCUCUGGUUUAGGUCAACAUACAACAUCAUCAUAUUGAAACAUUAACACAUAUGCUUAGUUUUAUGGUACAUGCAGAGCUAGCCGUUAUUGCAUUUUAUCACUCUCCAGUCAAGGUCAUUAUUACAAAGUAUUUCCACUAAAUAAGUUAAACUGCUAUGCUUGUAAUGGCUUUUUGGGCCUAUAAGGUCCAAAUGAAGGUCUUAAACAGAAACACAGUCGCUUCCCAUUUACUAGUUUUGAGAGAGGUUUUGUCUUUGAAUUUGUAUGUACUGGUAGGUAGCUUACAUGUAUAAUGUAAACAUUGCCUGGAUUUGCCUAGUUAUUGUCCCCUACCGGUGAAACCGGAGGGGGCUUAAGGUUUGCAGUCCGUCUGUCUGUCUUUCCGUCAGCCAGUCCGUCACACUUUUCUGGAUCCUGCGAUAACUUUAAAAGUUUUUAAUAUUUUUUCAUGAAACUUGAAACAUGGAUAGAUGGCAAUAUGGAGAUUAUGCACGUCAUUUCAUUUUGUUCCUACGUCAAAAAUUUCUGGUUGCUAUGGCAACAAAUAUAUAUAUAUAUAUAUAUAUAUAUUUAUUUUUUUUACUUACAAUGGUGGAGUUUCACCGGUAAGGGACCAUAUUGCUUGGCAAGCUCUUGUUUAAAUUAACAUUAUUUAAGUUUUAAAAAAAGAAAACUUUUUGGAGGUACUGCUAUAUUUCCAAAUGUGUGGGUAUAAUUUCACAUAAAACUAACUUACUAGUUCGCUACAACAGGUAUUCACAAUCAAAUCAGUAAUUGUAUUCAUUAUAUCCAGUGACAGACAUAAUUACACUGUGAAAGGGGAAAAACUGUCAAGUGUAUUGUAUUUGGACAGCUCUUGUUCUCUUUUGCGGCAUGAUUCUACUAUCUUUUUGUCUUCUUCAAUUUUUAUGAUCUCAAUAUAUUGCAAAGUAACUUUGCGUCCCUGCAUACCCAUAUUGUUUUGUAUUUUAUGCGUGAAAUACAUGAAACUCUGGGACAAAAAUAUCACUCAGUUCAUGCUAUUGAUUGUUGUUUGCCUUUUAUGUUCUUCUUUAUAUUUAUUAAUGCUUUGUUGUUAAGUUUUUCUUUUCUAAGCAACAAUCCUACUCAUGUCCAAUCAUAUGUUAUGUAUUAAAUAUUGUAUUAAACCUGACUAUUGUUCAAUCUCGAAUUUAAUGUUUGAUACUGGUAUGACAUAAUCAAUCUCAUGAUAAAUGUUUUACAAUUACAAUACCAUGGAAUGUUUUCAUCUAUGUGAUUUUCAAUGUGCAUAUUAUUGUAAAAGUGUCAAUUUUUCACAUUUUUGUCUUAAAACAUCCUUAUAGAAUGUGCUCAUAAUGUAACAUUAUGUUUUAAACCGUCCACUUUUUUAUGUUGAAAUUUUAUAAAUAUUUGUUAUAAAGGACGUGAUACAUUGUCUAUUUGUUUGCUAGAUUAUUUGCUGAAUUGUGCAAGAUAUAUGGUAUUUAGUAUUUUCCUUUGGUUUUCAUGCAAAAAGUAUGUUUUUCUGUAACUUCUAUAGAUACAUUAUGCUGCAUCUUCACACAUGCUGUUGUGGUCAUGAUGUUUUUGGUGUAGCCAAUGACCAAAACAGAGUCCAGCAUUUUAGUGGAAUUGUGUCUAAUUUUGUGUGUUUGUGCUAGAACAUAAUUAUAUAAUUAUGUAUAAAUACUGCAGUUAUUUAAGAACAACUCCACAUUAUCUUUUCACUCCCUACCUUCAUUAAAAUACAUGGUCACUUCAUUCCAUCUCCUUUCAAUGGUCGCAAACAUUACAACAUCGUCGCCGUAUAUCCUUUUAAAGAUAUUUCUUGUUUAAAAUAGUAAACAAUUAGCAUUCAAGGCAUUUUUUAUUUUUAUUGUAAAAUAUGCAGAUAUAAGCAUGAGGUUUCUAAUAAAAGAUCAGGAAUAAUAAGUCACCUAUAGAACCUCAAAUAAUAAUUAAGUAUUGUAAACUCUUUUUGCCACUACUUUUUGCCCAUUUCUUUGUAUGUCCCCCAGUCUAUACUGGGGGACAUAUUGUUUUUGCCCUGUCUGUUUGUUCGUUGGUUUGCGUCAAACUUUAACAUUGGCCAUAACUUUUGCAAUUUUGAAGAUAGCAACUUGAUAUUUGGCAUGUGUAUCUCAUGGAGCUGCACAUUUCGAGUGGUGAAAGGUCAAGGUCAUCCUUCAAGGUCAAAUAUAUGGGGGAACAUAGUGUUUCACAACACAAACACACCUUGUUUCAAAAUGUUAUAACAUGUUAAAUUGAAAUUUUAGCAUUGCCUCAUAAAUAAAAGUUCAGCUUCUGUAUGGUGAAUAGGAAUGUCUAUGGUACAUUUAUGUGCGUUAUGUGCUAUGAAUACUAUCAAUAUUAAUAUUGUUUUCUAUGAAUGCCUUAUGCUUUCAAAUGCAAUGCAUGCAAAUACACAGGGUUAACAUUAGAUAAUCACAUCUGACAUCUGAAGUUGCAAUUCAAUACAUGCAUGCUUGGAAAAUCAAAUAAUGUCCAUUGUUAUUAUCUUUUGUGAAGCGUAUUUGUUUUAACUGUUUUUUAUCGUCUUACAGGUGCAUUUUGUCUGACUUGGUGAUACAUCUAUUUGUUAAAUUGACAAUAUUUUCUACAAGAUAUAUCACCAAUCAAUGGAGAUUUUAUGUAUAUGAAAAAUGUAUGAGUUUAUGUAUAUGACUCUACUGGUAGAAAGAACUAUUUUGAUAAGAUUGUAAUAAGUUUGUGAUAUGCAGUUAGUUUACAUGUAGUGUAUGAAUUAUUGAAUAUAAGUGCAUAAAACAAAGCAUAGAAUGGUUGUAUAUAGAGCUAGUACAUAUAUGAAGUUGUUCUUUUUUAAGGCAUUGUGUGAUUGUUGAGUAUUACACACGGUUCUUGAUUCUUAAAUUAGGUGCCUUUUUACAACUCACUACGUCAUUGUUGAAAUGUUGUUUUCUGUGAGUCACUGUUUAUCUUUUCCAGUCUGUGUUCUUCAUAUCACUUUGUUGAAUCUUGUUAUGUAUGAGGAGUAUGUCUAUAAUUUGGACUGUGAUAUUUUUAAUGUCUUUUAAAAGCUGUUUUUUUCUUGCAAAUGAGUGAUAAAUUUAUUUCCUUUUAA
Messenger RNA from Dreissena polymorpha, 7160 nucleotides. Its product is annotated as protein ABHD8-like. Bases 72 to 1616 code for a protein of 514 amino acids. Gene Ontology annotation, molecular function: catalytic activity. The record is from RefSeq and is a predicted model, not a curated record. Lineage: Eukaryota; Metazoa; Mollusca; Bivalvia; Myida; Dreissenidae. The transcript is spliced from 5 exons.